Messenger RNA from Lactuca sativa (garden lettuce), 918 nucleotides. Its product is annotated as cytochrome B5. Gene Ontology annotation, cellular component: intracellular membrane-bounded organelle; membrane. Lineage: Eukaryota; Viridiplantae; Streptophyta; Magnoliopsida; Asterales; Asteraceae. Gene Ontology annotation, molecular function: heme binding. The record is from RefSeq and is a predicted model, not a curated record.
AAAAUCCAUCGACAGCCUCCUCCUUCUUGUCUACUUCUCCUAGCUUCGAUAAUAAUUGUACUUUCCCCCUCCCCCUGUAUCGCUCUUUCUUCACCAACGAUUCACACCUCCGUUUUUCUCCCACCGGAGAUCCUCCUCCGAUCUUCGCUCCAGACCACAGCUUCCGGCGUCGGCUGCUACCUCCGUUUCCGAUCUGUUGGUAACGGCAGAUCAGAAAUGGGUUCAGAGGCCAAAGUUCUUUCACUCGAAGAGGUUUCAAAACACGCUACAAAAGAGGAUUGUUGGCUUAUUAUUUCAGGAAAGGUGUAUGACAUUACACCUUUUCUUGAUGAUCAUCCUGGAGGUGAUGAAGUCCUAGUGUUAGCCACCAGGAAAGAUGCAACAGAAGAAUUUGAAGAUGUGGGGCACAGUCAAAAUGCGCGAGACAUGUUGAAAGAUUAUUAUGUUGGUGAUAUUGAUGUAAACACUUUGCCAAAAAAAGGACAAUACUACAAGCCUCCUUCAGCCUCUGGUUCAAAACAAGCUUCUGCUGGUGGAUCAUCCAACAACACUAUUGUUAUGUUGGUUCUACCUAUAAUCAUCAUGAUCUUGGCAUAUGCUCUUUAUUUUUAUGCCAACAAAAGAUGACGUCAUCACCAUUGCUUGAAACUGAUGUCAAGUCUUUUGCUAUUUUAAAAACUAUAGCUGCUCACAUUUUGUAAUUGAAUGAGGACAUCUCUCUCUCUCUCUCUCUCUCUCUCUCUCUCUAGUAUGGAAUUUGGGGUUUGUGUUUUUUUUUAUGAACUAGGUUGUUCUUGGACCUUAAUGAGAGUAUAAAAACGUAUGUUGCUUUGGGCAAUGGCCUUUAUAUAAUGCUAUAUAAAAGGGGGACUUAAAAGGGUUGCUUUUUGAAGCAAUAAAACUCAUAUUCAGGGUUUA